Molecule: messenger RNA, 576 nt
Organism: Insectozyma verbasci
Lineage: Eukaryota; Fungi; Ascomycota; Pichiomycetes; Serinales; Debaryomycetaceae
Source: the annotation of a GenBank genome assembly
AUGUCAGCUAAAGAUUUUUAUUCAUCAGGAGAUCAAUCUUCAUUUACUCCAAAUCAUUCAAAUCAACAAGGUGAACAAGGUCAGUCAAAUCAACAAGGUCAAGAACAAGAUAGAGGUUUAUUAUCUGGAAUUGCUGGAGCUGCUGCUGGUGGUUAUGGUGGUCAUAAAUUAGGUGGUUCAAAUCAUGGAACUUUAGGUACUAUAAUUGGCGCAAUUGGUGGUGCUAUUGCUGGUGAUAAAAUUGGAGAUAAAUAUGAAGAACGUCAUGAUCAAGGAAAUCGUCAAGAACAUCAUCUUUUUGGUGGAGAUAGAAAAGAUGAUGAUAGAAGAGAUAAUUUUGGUGGAAGAAAUGAUUAUGAAAGACGUGAUGAUUAUGGUAGAAAUGAUGAUUAUAAAAGAAAUGAAUUUAGAGGUAAUGAUUUUGGUGGAAGUGAUAACUUUGGAAGAAAUGACAACUUUGGCGGUAGAAAUGACAACUUUGGCGGUAGAAAUGAUAAUUUUGGAGAUCAAAGAUAUAAUGAUAAUGAUAGAAGAGAUAAUUUCGGUGGUUCUGAUCGUCGUCAAGGAGGUUGGUAA